UUCUGCCUGCAUGGCCCUUACCAAUGUCUCCCCGCCUCCAGGGACCCAAAGUUGAUGAUCAGUUCAGGCUACAACCCACUGCUCACUUCUUAGGAACUAGCAGGAGCUGGCCCUGUGCCUGUUUAAGUCACAGAGACUUUUCUGAUGCUGCUUCGGGGCUGUGGGGCCCUCAGUCGGGGGGUCCUAAAGCCAAGAUCCAAAAUGGAGUUGGCCACUAGUGACACGUGUCCUCCCCCGUCCAUCCCCCUGUCUCAUCUCCUCUCCCCUCCCAGGCCUGCUUGGACCCUCCCCACCUCUGAUCUUUCUCUCUGCCUCGCCAUGAAACGCCUGCUGCUGCUCGCCCUGUCAACCCUGCUCUGCUGCUGGGUCUCAGCUGACAUUAGGUGUCACUCCUGCUACAAGGUCCCCGUGCUGGGGUGUGUGGAUCGCCAGUCCUGCCGCCUGGAGCCAGGCCAAAGAUGCCUGACCACAAACGUGUACCUUGGGAAGAUGUGGGUUUUCUCUAACCUGCGCUGUGGCACACCAGAGGAGCCUUGUCGGGAGGUUUUCAACCAAACCAACCACAAGCUGGGCCUGAACUACAACACCACCUGCUGUGACAAGGACAACUGCAACAGCCCAGCCCCGAGGCCCACACCUGCGCUGGCCCUCCUCCCCCUCACCUCCCUGGCUGGCCUCGGCCUCUGGUUGUUGCACUGAGAGAGAGUCACCCCGUGGCUGCACAGUCUUCCAUCGCUGUAGCCUGAGCCCUGUCUCCCUCAGAACCCCAGCUCUCCAGCACGCUCUCCCCUCACCCCGCCCCGUUUCUUAAGAUCAGUCCCCUGUUGUCCCAUUGGCUUUGUGGGACCGUGCCUAGAGUGGUCUUUCUAGCCGCCCCCCUCAGCCGGCACCUCUCCACUCCGUAUGUCACCAAGUCCUUUCCCAUUUCCUUGGAGACCACGCUACCUCCUUCACUGGCCACUGGAAGGGCUCCCUGCUUGGCAGCACAUCGAUGUGACCCUGGGACGCGGCCCUGGGAGGACUACCGCGAGUGACCCGCUAACCUCACUGCGUGGGGUUGAGUCCCCCCUGCUGGUCUCUUUCCAUCUUGAGAAAUAAAAUGUCGGUGUCUGAUAAA
Mesocricetus auratus (golden hamster) is the source of this 1117-nucleotide messenger RNA. It is a transcript of the gene Ly6g6c, whose product is annotated as lymphocyte antigen 6 family member G6C. Bases 145 to 699 code for a protein of 184 amino acids. NCBI's taxonomy places the organism in Eukaryota, Metazoa, Chordata, Mammalia, Rodentia, Cricetidae. The transcript has 4 exons. Gene Ontology annotation, cellular component: external side of plasma membrane; protein-containing complex. The record is from RefSeq and is a predicted model, not a curated record.